This is a messenger RNA of Astyanax mexicanus (Mexican tetra), 3260 nucleotides long. It is a transcript of the gene cldn19, whose product is annotated as claudin 19. Bases 622 to 1278 code for a protein of 218 amino acids. NCBI's taxonomy places the organism in Eukaryota, Metazoa, Chordata, Actinopteri, Characiformes, Acestrorhamphidae. The record is from RefSeq and is a predicted model, not a curated record. Gene Ontology annotation, cellular component: plasma membrane; bicellular tight junction. Gene Ontology annotation, biological process: cell adhesion; bicellular tight junction assembly. Gene Ontology annotation, molecular function: structural molecule activity. The transcript has 5 exons.
UCUGUUUUUUCCCUUAUUGCUGCCACUCGGCCCACCCCCCAAGCACCAUCCCGCAGUCCUACAGGAGUGUGACAACAGCAGCUAUGCAGUCUCCAGAGCAGCUCUCAGCCCGAGCCUAACCGAAGCAAAUCCUCUCUCUAGGGCCACCUAGAGUACCCCAAGGCUGGGGGGCACCUCUGAGAGGAGGCAAGAAAGCAAGAAAGCAAGAAGACUAGAAGCUCCCAUCAAGGACAGUGACUGUUUCCUCUCCUGAUUGAUGCCAGUCCUGGGGACAGAAGUUGGGAGACGCCUCCAAAUGCCAUAUACUGAAAGUGCCGUGAGUGACAAGAGGACACAGCUGCAGCAAGUGACAGGAAAGGUGGAAAAAAGAGAAAGAAACUGUUUCCUUUCACUUGUUUGAUUCAGUUUUGCUCGCUUGAAGUGCCUGGGGAACCUUGAGGACACCAUCUGUUUGAAUGUCUUUGUGGGAAAGUUCCUCAUCAGAACAGGUGUCUUCGUAGAGCAGUACCUUGUUGCAAGGUCUAAGAAUUACAACCAAAUUACAAUUUACGGAACUCAAGCUAGGUUUAUAUUUUAAACAUACACAACUGAAAUCCCAACAAAGAACAACUCGAAAUAAGUAUGGCGAACUCAGGAUUUCAGCUCCUGGGCUACUUCUUGGCUUUGGGAGGAUGGAUCGGCAUCAUCUCCACCACAGUGCUUCCCCAGUGGAAGCAGUCUUCGUACGCAGGGGAUGCCAUCAUCAUGGCAGUAGGGCUCUAUGAAGGCCUUUGGAUGUCUUGCGCAUUCCAGAGUACGGGACAGGUGCAGUGCAAGAUAUUCGACUCCCUGCUCUCGCUGGAUAUACAUAUCCAGACAUGCCGAGCGCUGAUGGUCAUUUCAGUGCUGAUGGGAUUCAUCGGCAUUAUCGUGAGCGUCGUGGGCAUGAAGUGCACCAAGGUGGGCGACAACAACCCAUCCACCAAAAACAAAAUCGCUGUGGCUGGAGGAGGGCUGUUCCUACUCGCAGGUGUCUGCACACUGGUGUCGGUGUCCUGGUACGCUACACAAGUGUCCUAUCACUUUUUUGACCCCAACACACCUGCGAAUGCCAGGUAUGAAUUUGGCUCCGCCCUCUUUGUGGGCUGGGCGGCGGCCUGCUUGACGAUGCUGGGCGGCUCCUUCCUCUGCUGCUCCUGCAUCGACGAUGAAAGAAGAGGGCAGCAGUACUACCGGCAAUCACAACCCUCUACAGCCAGGGAGGCUGAGUUGUUGAGUGAGACUAGUUUCCCUGACUGACCAACCCCACCCCGCCUUUAUUCGAGGACUGUCCGAGCUCCACUCUCUCUCUGUCCCUCCCCCCCACUUCCUCCACCCACCUAUUCCAAAUUUGGACCUUUGUCUCUCCGCUAUCGCCUGCGUUGCACCCUUUAAAAACCUGUGUGCCUUUCAUCAGCACCUGAUCAAUAAAAACCAUGAACCAUUGUGCGUUGAACCAUUGUUAGCCCAUUGUUGUUUUUGUUGUCGUUGAUGUUGGUGUCGCGUCCCCGCCCUCCUCCCCUUCUUGUCUCGUAUCCCUAAAAACCACACCUCUGUAAAUAUGUACUGUCCUUACACAUGGUUUUAUGUGAAAUAUGGGUGGAUGGAUUUAAGAUGUCAUAGCAUAUAUGCAAAAAAAAUAAAAAAAUCCAAUAAAUAAAAACAACACCAACUGUCUGUAUCCCACUUUACCUUUUAUGUUCUGUUAUAACACAUGUAUUACAUAAGCUAUAAGCUAUAAGAAGCUGCAUUGUUUUUCUGACCGGUGGACGUCCUGAGAUCUAUCUGAGAAGAAGGUCUAUCAGAAGCCCACUGUGUUCAGGUCCUGUCUGUAACUGAUAAGCUUACUGAAACAUGUUCUUUUCUUUUAAAUUGCAGAGCAAAUGUUAAAAGUUCUCCACCAGACAAAGGGGAGCAGUACUUGUAGUUUGGGAGAGGGGCGGCUCCGUUGGCCUCACGCUGUGUUAGAUUUUGGCAACAGUCAAGACACUCUCACACUUGGUAAUAAAUAAAUAAAGAACGAACAAAUGUUACGUUUGGUUAAACCAGCGACAUUUAAACUGCCAUUAAAGUUUAAAUAAACAGUAAGUAAUUAAAAAAAAACAAUGAUGGUAUAUGGUAAAGUGUAAUGCAUAAGAUAAGAUGCGUAAGAAAUGGCAUGAAACCCAUGAUUCUGUAUUUCUGUUAUAAUAAAAUACAAAAAAAACCCAAUGUGUUCAACUCAAUUACUGUUGUAAAUGCUUAUGAAUAAAUACUUAAAAGCUUAAAAACACAUAUAUUGAUAUUCAUAUGGAUAAUGAUAUUGCUAUUGAUUUAUUUUGAUUGAUAUUGUGCUGUAUAGGCCAAGCUAGCUAGCACUGCAUCAUCAUACGAAAGACUCUGACCAGAAAUUCAACAUAGAGUGAGCCAAAAGUUGGGUCUUUGGAUGGUCAAAUCCACAAUUUAAAUUUCCUGGAGUUUGGUUUGCUAAAGUUGCUAAGUGUUAGUUACUUUGAUUGAUUGAUUGAUUGUUUGUUUAUUUGUUUGUUUGGUUAUUUGUUUAUUCGUUUGUUUGUUUUGUAAUAUCAUUAGACCUCAGUUGCCAUCUGAAAUGUAUCUUCUCACCUUUCUGAGACUUGAUUCAGGGUACGUAAUGAUGCAUUUCCUCAGUUAUGCAAGUAUGAACUGUUCCUGUGUAGCGUAAUACCAAUGAUUUAUAAUUAUAACCAGGCUUUGACUCACACUGUCUCUUUAUUUUUUACUUUUUCUUUAAUGCUAAUUUGUCAAAUCCAAAAAUUGUACUGGAUUUCCAUUCUCUGAGAAAGUAUCUUUUACUGUAAAGUCCAAUUGAAGCAACGCAGGAAUUGCGAUACACACUAGAUCACUACAUGUACACUACACACAUGUAACGCAGUAUAAUCUCAGUGUUACUGUAUUGACUGGAUUUUUUGUUUUUUUGUUUACCCCUGGUGAAAAAUUGUAGUGCACAAAUGAUUUGUCUUGAUGAAUGGGAAUUCCUGACCAGGUCUGGAAUUAUGUUCAGCUUGCAUUGAAAGGCACUUAUCUCUUGUGUUACUCUUGUUUAAAAAAAAAAGAAGCCGUUCGAGCCACGGCCAGUCCUUAGCUUGUAAUCAAAAUCUUAUUAAGUUCAGUUUAUUUUUCAUCAAACAUGUUUCCUAAUAUUCAAGUAUGUAUCAUCUCCAAUAAAGUAUCAACGGUUCUGUUUUUCUGUUUUGAAAUAAAAUAAAACAUACAAAGCUAAA